CCGGCCGAAGUUGUUUUUGGUGUUUGAUUCAUGCGUUUUAGCUAGGAGUAGUUUUAGAUUAGCAUCUUCCAUUAUUAUUCGAUGGUUCGAACUAUUCAGCCUCUGAGGACUGUCUUGAAAGUCAAUAUCUCCUGCUGCAAAUGCAAAAAGAAGAUCCUCAAAGCAAUCACUUCCAUUCAAGGCAUUGAUAAAAUUGAAACGGAUGUUGCUAAGGGAACAGUGAUGGUAACGGGUAAUGCGGACCCAUUCGAAAUCAUAGUUUGUACCAGAAAAGCAGCGAAAUACGCUGAGGUGGAUAGCAUUGGGCCUCCUCCAUCCCCUUCUAAAGAAUCCGAUGAGAAGUCUCAAAAGGAUACUGACGGCGAGAAUCCGCCCAAAAUGCACCCCACUUGCUCAGUUUGCGAGCCAAUUGCUAUUGUCCAUGUAGCCGAUGUUCCCUGCAGCACUCCAUGCUCACUUAUGUAAUUACAGUUGAAAUUUCUAUUUGGCCGGUCAUAUAUAUUCAGAAAGAAUAUAUUCUUGGACGGAGGAAAUGAAAAAUCACGAUGGGGUUGCAUUGCAGAUAAUGUGAGUUCCAACUGAGUCUCAUUCAUCAAUUAAGUUGCCGAUGGGAUUGAACAUUAGGACUCAUGACUUUUUAUUUUCUAUUCUUGAAUAUAUAAAAAAUUAAGGAUAAAUGUAUUCUUGAUUG
Molecule: messenger RNA, 691 nt
Organism: Rubroshorea leprosula
Lineage: Eukaryota; Viridiplantae; Streptophyta; Magnoliopsida; Malvales; Dipterocarpaceae
Source: the annotation of a GenBank genome assembly